GCAUACGCCACAACGACACACCAUCGUCUCGCCUGCUUCAAGCACCAGCCAUGGCAGCGCAGACAAGCUCCAAGUCCGGUCAGAUGGAUCACAAGCUGUUGAUAUCAGAGCUUCAAGCUCUUACUGUAGAGACCAAAAGGCGGAAUCCAGACGUCAAAGAUGCCAGCGAGGCUGCGCUGGAGGUUCUCAAAGAAGAGCCAUUACGGAGAGAGUCAUUACUGAGCAAUGCAGAGACACUACUCGAACCUAUCACCCUCGGCUGCAAGACCAAGACGGCCAAGGUGAUUGGGAUAAGUAUCGCUGCUCUGCAACGCCUUAUAUCGCUUGGAGGUCUACCAACGGAAAAACUACCUCAAGUGCUUGCCACGUUGACAAGUGUAGCAAAUCAAGCGGUAGACAUUCAGCUCAAGCUUCUCCAGACACUGCUGUCCAUCUUGACCUUCAACACUGAUGUGCAUGACGAUGUACUCGGAAAUGCACUUUUAUUGUGUUUCAAGCUCCAAGACUCGCGAGUAUCUGUGGUCUCGUCCACGGCAGCUGCAACGCUCCGACAAGCCGUCAUGCUCAUCUUCAACCGCGUAUCCAGCUCCAUCCCCUCAACUCCAACGACCAUCCCCCUAACACUUCCAUCGAAUCCUCCACAGACUGUAGAAGUCACCCCUUCAGCGUUGGACGCAUUCAACAUCUUUUCCGACCUAUGUCUUUUGGCUGCUACGGCAGGAUCACAUGGCUCGGCGUUCAGUUUGUGGAAGGGCGGAGAUAAGGAGAAGCCAAAGCUCUUGAAGUUGAGUAACUUGCAAAGAACGUUUGCGCUGGAGCUGGUAGAGAGUAUAUUAAGCGGGUAUGAAGAUGGUGUUAAGAAGCGGCCGGAGUUAUUGUUCCUCCUCCAACACUCUCUUCACCCUCUACUCCUCAAGUUGCUUGCCGAAAAACCGACUUUUCCCAUAGCGCUUCGUGUCUGUCGACUGAUAUUCCUUUUGAUCCGCUCAUUCAUCGACCAGUUACCAAAGGAGAUUGAAACAUAUCUCGUUUCUCUUGUCAAGCUUGGUACAGGCGAUGCGGAGGGGGAAGAAGGUAAAGGGAAAGAAAAUACACCGCCAUGGUUGAAGGCUUUGGCUCUGGAGAUUCUAAGAGGGAUAUGUGGUGACUACGCUUUGUUACAAAAUAUCUACACCCACUACGACCAGAUGGAAGGACCAAAGCUGUAUAACAGAAUCGUUUCUGCCCUCAGCCACCUGGUCAACGAAAAGCCUGCAUUGCUAGGCAUCGGCACGCAAAUGCACGGCCUUGGUAUCCCAGCUACGGACCCUUCGAGCUCAAAUACCAGCCUGCACGCCGCUGGCUACUUGGAUAUGGGUCUCGGCAUGGUGGCAUCAGCAGCAAGUGUGGGAGUUUCAACUGUGAAUGCCAUGAUGGGAGCUGGUGGCGGGGGGUUGGGACCGCACUCGGCGAUGAAGCUGAGAUUGAUCGAGCAGCACGACAAAGCUGAAGCACCUCUCAUUCCUGAAACGUACAUUUACCUCGUCGCCCUCCAAUCUCUUGACGCAAUAGCUGAAGGCAUCUACACCACUGUUGCAUCCAAAAAUCCUCCACCUACACCUCUGCAAGACAUGGCCUCUUCCGCUUGGCCGCCACUCCUCGCUGCUCUUUCGUACUGUAUCGGCACAAACCUCUCUGAUAGCCUUUUCGCAGAGGUCCUCACCGCUCUUCAAAACUUUACAGUAGCAUGCGGUCUGUUAGGACUCAAUACACCCCGGGAUGCUCUGUUGAACAUCCUUGGCAAGUACGCUGUACCGCCUCCGGCAGUGUCCGCAAUGCAGUCUUUCAUGGAAGCACCCAACACGCAAAGGAAUUCAGGAGGGAUAGCAGCCGAUGCUUUGGGAUUCGCUUCCUCCUUGGGUGUGAGUGGCCCAACGGGUCCCCCAAGUUUGUCAGAGAGGAAUUUGGCGUGUCUGCGGAGUAUGGUCAAUACUGCUAGGGUGCUAGGGUCGACUCUAGGAAAUGCGUGGCAUGAUGUGCUGGAGAUACUGCAAAACGCCAAUUUUAUGCUCGCCACCCGUCAGUCAUCAAUUGCGCGUAGACCGACUUCCGGAGAGCCACCCAAACGAACGGCUCACCAAACCCAAACGACGGAGUUGCCCGAGGCAAAGCCUGGUAUCUUGCAAGACCUUGACCCAGAGUCGAUUCAAGUGCUGAUCAACUCGUUGUUCGACUCAUCCAAGGAUUUGUCCGAUGAGGCGUUUACGACGUUUAUCACCGCGCUCUGUCAUCUGAGCUCUGAGAUGAUCGGGAUGGAAUCAGUCAGUCCUCCAGCUGUAGAGGCCGUCUCUGAAGUCUCCGUUCCCUCGACAGGUACGGCUCUCCUUAGUCCAUCUCAGGAUAGUAACAGGAGAAGGACCAGUGGACUCAAUCUCUCUCACAGUAUCAAGUCUGGAGAACGGUCGUUUAGCUUGACAAAGCUGAAAGUGGUCUCGAGCCUCAACCUGAAUCGGAUAGUAACCAAGGAGCCAGAGGUCGGAUGGACUGCCAUCACACAGCAUUUGCUUGCCGUGGCUCGACAUUUAACUGCGCCUUUUACCAUUCGGAUACAAGCAUCAGAUACUCUUGGAGAGCUGCUAUUAGCUGCUGUCAAAGUAGGCAAGGAUUCUAGGAUACAGCAUCAAGUGUUUGAGGUUCUUGUUCACCAAGUGGAUGUCUUGCCGAUCAGUAACUCUGUCUCGACCGAUUUCGAUGUUCGAUCAUCAGGUUAUCAGACGCUUAACCACUUACUGGAAUCAUCUGGACAUUCACUCCAAGUUGGGUGGAAGACCAUUUUCCAGAUGCUUGAUGGUGCUUGUCACGACAAAUUCACGUCUGGAAACGACCUCUUAGCGGAGCCUCGACGACCGUCUGUCCUCUCCAGCAAGGGUAACGCCAACCUUGUGCGCAUUGCGUUUCCAUCUCUCACUCUCAUCUGCAACGACUUUCUUACCUCCCUCGAUGGUGAAGCGAUGCGCCAUUGUAUUGCCUGUUUAGGGCUGUUUGGCCGACAAAAGGAAGAUGUCAACAUCACUCUUGCUGCCAUUGGGCUUUUGUGGACUGUGUCUGACGCCGUCCAGGGUGAUUCAAAAGAGCUUUGGCUAUACCUUUUGACCGAACUCCUGGGCCUGGGGCGCGAUAGCAGGCUGGAAGUGAGGAACAGUGCCAUUCAAACGCUCUUCCGGUGCGUUGAGCUGUAUGGGUCAGGGUUGUCUCCAGAGCUUUGGGAGGAUGUGUUCUGGAAGAUCAUAUUCCCUCUAUUCGACGACACUCAGGGCGAGGAAUCGCAGGUGCUUGCUCUUACGUCGGUCGGCAGUAUCUUUGGCUCUUUCCUGUCGUCAACUAUUGCCUCACUACAGUCCUUUGACAAGAUUUAUCAACAUUUCUUGGGUCGUAUCAAGCAUGCGUUUACGGAUGGACCUCGGACAUGUUGUACUGCUUCAUUGACAGCCCUUGAAAAGGUACUCGUCGCCGCGGACGCUAAUAGGAAAGAGCUGGGUUUGGUCGUGCAGAAGAUUAUGGAUGCGACUUGGGAAACUUUUGUAACAAUGGGCACGUCCUUCUCACAAGGUGAACCGUAUACUCAGGAUAACCUAAUCGCACUUGUGCAAAUCGGAUCGCUUUUGCAUGGCAGCCUCUCUUCCAAAGACUCUGAGAAACUCGCCCAACUGUCAGAUAUUUUGCGCUCAAUCAUGACCUACGCCCGAUCCCCUGACUAUCGACCAGACGUCGACGUCAUGUCUCCUCUCCAGACCAAAUUAUGUCAGGUCGUAGCAAACUCCGACAUCCUUGGCUAUAGCUUGGUGCUUGGUGAUUUGGCGGAGUUUGCUUCUCUCGCAUAUGUUGGCGUGGGCGACCAAGGGACGGGUUCCAAAAUGACCUAUAUUGCACUAUCAAAAUGGUCAAUGUCAAAGAUGGCAGAGGUGUUUGAUAAAGCUUGGAAAGAAAAGGAGCUGUACGAGGAUGGUACCGUUGAAGAGAUGCUUGGGGUGUAUGCCAUACCUAUCAAGCUCAAGUAUGAUUGUCCACCGGCCAACAGGUUUGGUGAAGAUCCUCCUCUCUGGAAAAGUGCUAUGACAAUCGUCACAACACUUUUGGACAAGGUUAUGACUGCACUGGACGUCGAGACAAUUGCUCUAGAUAAGUUCGAGAAUUUGUGGGCUCAGAUAUUGGAAGUCUUUGGCGGAAUGCUGUUGGCUGAGUCCUCUGACAACGCCUCCUCUGACGAUGAGUCAUUCGUCAUUGAACACCUCACUCGCCUAAGAACGGCCGUGGUUCCUCGCUUGGGAAAUGCACUAGUGCCCGAUCGAGUCAUCUCCCAGCUUUCCGAAAUCCUAAGCAAAUCCAGCAAACUGUAUCAUUACGACGUUAGAAGUAACGGAGGCACCACAGCUCCGGGGAUUGCCACCACUCAAGAAGCUUUACGAUACUGGGCUUUCGAUUUGCUUGUUCUGUUAGCCACGAAGAGGGACAAGGUCGAAGACACAGGGUAUAGAGGUGACAAGCGGGUAUCUCAGCUAGCAUUGCCGUCCUUGAUCAACAGGUUCGAGGAGUCUAUGAGACGAUUCAAGGAAGACAAGAGAUUGAGGAGAGGAUUACCUUUGGGACGGGCACGAGAAGAUGAGCUGCUUUACAUACUUAAACAUCUAGCGACAACGAAGAUUUGGGAAGGAAGCUUGGCUCCGACAGGACAAGCUUCCGAACUCCUGACAGCCGUUUAUGAAAAGUGCCCUCGCUCCCAUCUUCUCCCAUUUUAUCCAUUCCUGCUUGACUUGAGCUUCGCCCAAGACUACAUGCCUUCCCUCUGGGUGACUUUGUCCGAACAAUCGGAACUCUUAGGGACCUCUGUCUCGGAAUCAGUAAUAGGACAAGAAGAUGCGUUUGAUGAAGCGGAGUCGCAGUUAGUAGAUGCGGAGGACGAGGAAUUGAUUGAAGUAAACGCAAAAGAUUUGGCGAAGAGGUGUUUAGAACUCAUAGGGUUAGAGAUGGGGCUUGGAGGUGCUGUUGCUCUUUAGUUUUAGAAGGAGCAGGCGUUGUGAAGUAAUUGUACAUGUGUAGUAAAGUGUAAAAAAAAACAUUCAUCUUGGUAAUCAUGCA
Messenger RNA from Cryptococcus deneoformans JEC21, 5115 nucleotides. RefSeq lists its product as hypothetical. The coding region runs from base 51 to 5033 and encodes 1660 amino acids. Lineage: Eukaryota; Fungi; Basidiomycota; Tremellomycetes; Tremellales; Cryptococcaceae. The record is from RefSeq and is a predicted model, not a curated record. The transcript has 15 exons.